AUGAAAUUUUUACAUUUGCAGACUGAAGAACCGGAUGAUUGGUUAAGGUUUGGAAAUCCAUGGGAAAAAGCAAGGCCUGAAUAUAUGAUUCCCGUUAACUUUUACGGAAAAGUUAUUGAUACUCCUACGGGAAGAAAAUGGAUAGAUACUCAGGUUAUAUUUGCCAUGCCUUACGACAGUCCAGUGCCAGGAUAUGACAACAACGUCGUCAAUACUUUAAGAUUAUGGUCAGCUAAAAGUCCGAUUAGUUUUAAUCUUAAAUUUUUUAAUGACGGAGAUUAUAUUCAAGCUGUCAUUGAUAGAAAUUUAGCCGAAAACAUUUCAAGAGUUUUAUAUCCUAACGAUAAUUUUUUUCAAGGAAAAGAAUUAAGAUUGAAGCAAGAAUAUUUUAUGUGUGCAGCCACUUUACAGGAUAUAAUUCGGAGAUUUAAGUCUUCCAAGUUUGGAUGUAAACAAGCAGUCAGAACUUCUUUUGAAUCUUUUCCCGAAAAAGUUGCUAUUCAGUUAAACGAUACACAUCCGUCUCUGGCUAUUCCAGAAUUAAUGAGAAUUUUGGUCGAUGUGGAAGGAUUACCUUGGGAUAAGGCCUGGAACAUCACCGUUAAAACUUGCGCCUACACGAAUCAUACCGUUUUACCGGAGGCUUUGGAAAGGUGGUCUUGUUCAAUGUUAGAAUUUAUAUUACCGAGACAUUUGGAAAUAAUUUAUCACAUAAAUCAUUUACACCUCGAGGAAGUGCGCAAAAGAUUUCCCAACGACAUGGAUAAAGUUAGAAGAAUGUCAUUGGUAGAGGAAGAAGGUGAAAAACGUAUCAAUAUGGCACAUCUUUCUAUCGUGGGUUCUCACACGAUUAAUGGCGUGGCUAGAAUUCAUUCGGAAAUACUCAAAAGAGACAUAUUUAAAGAUUUUUACGAGAUGACGCCGGAAAAAUUUCAAAAUAAAACCAACGGUAUUACUCCGAGAAGAUGGUUACUACUUUGUAAUCCAUCUCUUGCGGAUCUUAUUGCAGAAAAAAUCGGAAACGAAUGGCCCGUUCAUUUGCAUCAAUUAAAACAACUUCGGACAUUUGCAAAAGAUCCAGUUUUUCAAAACAGUAUUAGAUUAGUCAAACAAGAAAACAAAUUGAAAUUAGUUAGCUUGUUAGAAAAAGAAUACGAUAUAAAAAUUAAUCCGUCCAGUAUGUUUGACAUUCAGGUCAAAAGAAUUCACGAAUACAAAAGACAAUUGUUGAAUUGCCUCCAUAUUAUCACAUUGUACAAUAGAAUAAAAAAAAAUCCGAGCAUCGAAAUUGCUCCGAGAACAAUCAUGAUCGGUGGAAAGGCUGCUCCCGGUUAUUACACCGCGAAACAAAUAAUCAAAUUGAUUUGCACCGUAUCGAAAGUAAUCAACAGCGAUCCCGUCGUUGGAGAUAAAUUAAAAGUUAUUUUCUUGGAAAAUUAUAGAGUUACUUUGGCUGAAAAAAUAAUACCCGCUGCGGAUUUAAGCGAACAAAUAUCUACUGCCGGCACGGAAGCUUCCGGAACCGGAAAUAUGAAAUUCAUGUUAAAUGGAGCUCUUACGAUAGGAACAAUGGAUGGAGCAAAUGUCGAAAUGGCUGAAGAAAUGGGAGAAGAAAACAUAUUUAUUUUUGGUAUGAGAGUUGACGACGUUGAAAAUUUAAAGAAAGAGGGAUACGACGCAUACAAAUAUUACAAUUCAAAUCCUGAACUUAAACAAUGCAUCGAUCAAAUACAAAUGGGUUUUUUCAAUCCGGAAAAUCCUAACGAGUUUCAACAGUUGGCGGAUAUCCUAUUAAAAUACGAUCGAUUUUUUUCCCUUGCGGAUUACGAAGAUUAUAUUAAAUGUCAAGACGAAGUCGGUAAAACUUACAUGAAUCAAGAAAAAUGGUUGGAAAUGGCUAUAAAUAACAUUGCAUCAUCCGGAAAAUUUUCUUCGGAUAGAACGAUCGAAGAAUACGCUAGGGAAAUUUGGAAAGUCGAACCGAGUUAUGAAAAAUUACCACCUCCCCACGAAACAAAAGAUAAAUAA
Pediculus humanus corporis (human body louse) is the source of this 2028-nucleotide messenger RNA. RefSeq names its product glycogen phosphorylase, putative. The transcript is spliced from 12 exons. The record is from RefSeq and is a predicted model, not a curated record. Gene Ontology annotation, cellular component: cytoplasm. The coding region runs from base 1 to 2028 and encodes 675 amino acids. Gene Ontology annotation, biological process: glycogen catabolic process. Gene Ontology annotation, molecular function: glycogen phosphorylase activity; pyridoxal phosphate binding. NCBI's taxonomy places the organism in Eukaryota, Metazoa, Arthropoda, Insecta, Psocodea, Pediculidae.